CCAAAAACUUUGUAAGCCCAUACUAAAUUGGCAGGCUUCUGCUCUGCAAUCAGCGAAGCAUUAGGGUUCUGAGGUUUAACAUCGCCGUUGGCUUCUUAGGGCUUCACAAUCUCGAGAGAGAGAGAGAGAGAGAGACGCAAUGGCAAGAAUCAAAGUUCAUGAGCUGAGGCAGAAAUCCAAGACUGAGCUUUUAGCUCAAUUGAAGGAUCUGAAAGCAGAACUUGCUCUCCUCCGCGUUGCCAAAGUCACCGGCGGUGCCCCUAACAAGCUCUCCAAGAUUAAGGUGGUGAGGUUAUCAAUAGCGCAAGUGUUGACUGUGAUAUCACAGAAGCAGAAGUCAGCACUGAGAGAAGUGUAUAAGAAUAAGAAGUAUUUGCCACUUGACCUUCGUCCUAAGAAGACUAGAGCAAUUCGUAAACGUCUUACUAAGCACCAGGCAUCUUUGAAGACAGAAAGGGAGAAGAAGAAAGAGAUGUACUUUCCAAUUAGAAAGUAUGCCAUUAAGGUUUAAAUUGAUUCAAGUUUAGAUAGUUUAUGAUGUUAUGACUUGCAGGGCAAAGUUGAGGACCAUGUUUUUGCCAUUUUGCAUUAUUAUAUUUUGUAUUACUGUACUAUGCAUUAUGAAGUGGAACUUUGUUUACUUUGUUCGUCUUCGUUUUUACACUCAACGGUGUGAUGCACAAAA
This is a messenger RNA of Solanum dulcamara, 685 nucleotides long. Its product is annotated as 60S ribosomal protein L35. The transcript is spliced from 4 exons. Bases 140 to 511 code for a protein of 123 amino acids. Gene Ontology annotation, molecular function: structural constituent of ribosome; mRNA binding. Gene Ontology annotation, biological process: translation; maturation of LSU-rRNA from tricistronic rRNA transcript (SSU-rRNA, 5.8S rRNA, LSU-rRNA). Lineage: Eukaryota; Viridiplantae; Streptophyta; Magnoliopsida; Solanales; Solanaceae. Gene Ontology annotation, cellular component: ribosome; cytosolic large ribosomal subunit. The record is from RefSeq and is a predicted model, not a curated record.